AUGACAGAGACCAUGGAAGACUUAAGCCAUAUGCUCGAAGGCCUCAAUAUAGCUUCCCAAGGAGAAGGUCUCAAAAUGAAGAUGGACCAGACGAUUAUUCAAAUGUCCAUGUCGCACCUACUCCCACAACAAUUGGGAACUAUCUCUUUGUUAUUUUUAUGCUCUGUUGUGACGACGCUAUCGGCGCAAACUUCUCAAACAAAGGAACCAAUCCCAAUUGUACGAUUUGAAAAAGAUGGACCCAACCCAGACGGCACCUAUAAAUGGCUUUACGAGACAGGCAAUGAAAUAAUUGCAGAGGAAUCGGGUUACGUGAAAAACUUUGGGAAAGGUGAAGGCGAGGAGGUUCAGGUUGCAGAAGGGAAAUUUAGCUACAAGUCACCGGAUGGCACUCCAAUUUCCCUCUCCUACAUCGCAGACGAAAAUGGAUUCCAACCUCAGGGUGAUCAUCUACCAACACCACCUCCAAUUCCUCCAGCAAUACAGAGAGCUCUUGAAUACUUGAAAAGUCUACCACCCACAGCAGCUAGUAACAAUCAGCAGCCGACUGUGAACAGAAGAUAUUAA
This is a messenger RNA of Leptidea sinapis, 567 nucleotides long. RefSeq names its product endocuticle structural glycoprotein ABD-4-like (gene CPR33). The transcript has 4 exons. The record is from RefSeq and is a predicted model, not a curated record. NCBI's taxonomy places the organism in Eukaryota, Metazoa, Arthropoda, Insecta, Lepidoptera, Pieridae. Gene Ontology annotation, cellular component: chitin-based extracellular matrix. Gene Ontology annotation, molecular function: structural constituent of chitin-based larval cuticle. Bases 1 to 567 code for a protein of 188 amino acids.